This is a messenger RNA of Opisthorchis viverrini, 285 nucleotides long. RefSeq lists its product as hypothetical. The transcript has a single exon. The record is from RefSeq and is a predicted model, not a curated record. NCBI's taxonomy places the organism in Eukaryota, Metazoa, Platyhelminthes, Trematoda, Opisthorchiida, Opisthorchiidae. The coding region runs from base 1 to 285 and encodes 94 amino acids.
AUGUCCUAUUUGGACCGAAUGUUAAAAAGAAGUGUAACAGUGGAAAACCUAUAUGCCUCCUCCUUGCUCAGUAACAUGCCUGGUUACCGUGAGACAAGUUCUACAGACCAAUCUCAAGAGCAUUUAUGUGGUGCAGUCAUUCAUUUCUCGGGGUUCCGAAUCAUGCACUAUCUUGGUGGUCUUCCAGAGUACAAAGGACAUCGCGAUGCAGUUCUACUGCUGAGCAGGCUGUCCGAUACAAGAAUCUGGCACAGUCUCCGAGAAGAUUUUCUUGACAAGCGAUAA